Messenger RNA from Lodderomyces theae, 612 nucleotides. RefSeq lists its product as uncharacterized. Gene Ontology annotation, cellular component: membrane. The coding region runs from base 1 to 612 and encodes 203 amino acids. The transcript has 2 exons. Lineage: Eukaryota; Fungi; Ascomycota; Pichiomycetes; Serinales; Debaryomycetaceae. The record is from RefSeq and is a predicted model, not a curated record.
AUGUCAUAUUCAGCUAUACCUGACCAACCACCGAACUACCCUCCAGCAGGAGAGGAGGGACAGAGUCAAGAGAGACAAUUUGGAGAUAACGUUCCUGACGAUUUUAAAUACUCAGUUGAUGUAGCUUCAUGUGAACUUCCUGUUCGUCAACUAUUCAUCAGGAAAGUUUAUCUGUUGUUAACUAUACAGUUGAUGGCUUCGGUUCUUGUUGGAUAUAUCGUUAGAUCGUCGGACCCCAUUUUGAGUUGGACCUUGAACAAUCCAUGGAUCUUGAUUGUCAACUUGUUUGCGUCAAUUGGGUUUAUGGUUGCUGCGUUCUUCAAAGCUAGAUCGUAUCCAGUCAACUUGGUGUUGCUCGGUGGAUUUACCAUUUUUGAGAGUUUCACUUUGGGAAUCGGAUGCGCUUUUGUUGAAAGUACAGUGAUUAUAGAGGCCAUCUUGUUGACAUUGAUCAUAUUUAUUGGAUUGACCCUUUUUGCAUUCCAGACAAAGUACGAUUUUAUUAGUUGGCAAGGUACUUUGGGCAUGAUAUUGUGGGGGUUGAUUGGAUGGGGAUUCAUUAUGAUCUUCUUUCCAGGAAGCAAAGGCGUUGAAAAUGUGUACUCGUUUUAA